Molecule: messenger RNA, 3284 nt
Organism: Uranotaenia lowii
Lineage: Eukaryota; Metazoa; Arthropoda; Insecta; Diptera; Culicidae
Product: synaptic vesicle glycoprotein 2B-like
Exons: 6
Coding region: 1143-2864 (573 amino acids)
Biological process (GO): transmembrane transport
Cellular component (GO): membrane
Molecular function (GO): transmembrane transporter activity
Source: RefSeq, a predicted model, not a curated record
ACGAAACGGCGCGCUCAAGUCGAUGGCUACUUUGAUCUAUCGUAGACCCAUUAACGGCAAUCCAAUACCAAGAUACCUGAUCUACAAAGAGCUCGUUCGGAUUUGUGAUGCUACUUUGUUACUGAGCCUUAAAGUCACGAAUUUGAUUUUCGAUAGAUAUGCCGAGAAGAUAAUUUGACAAAAGUGCAUUGGAACUAGUUUUGGUGUUAAGGAGGUCAAUGUUCAAAUAUUUUCAAGCGGGAAUUUCAAACCCAUAGCAUGUAGUUCGUUGAGCUAAAUAAAUCACGUGCGUUCUUGACAAAAAAUAUUUAGGCUAUGAAAGCACUUGAGGCGUUAGGAGCUUUACGCUAAGAACGAGUUUAUCGGAAACACGUUUCGCAAGCACGCGAUAGUAUUUCCUCUGUUCGGUACAUUCGUAGCAAAUACGCAACAUACGCAACAACCUAGGGAUACGCCACAAAGUGACUUUUUGGGCGCCAACAAUUAGGUGUUCCCUCCCAUCAAUUGUUUUAGUUCCGUACUAGUGGAGAGUACGAUCGCCACUACCAGUUUCUUCAUCUUUUUGUGCAGCGAGCAGCUUCUGUCCAAGGCCUAUUAUCGAAAAAUCUAAAUUUUCAAGUUUUUUAUCACUAUCACACAGGCUUCCGAAAAUAGUUUAAUGCCACAUUAGCUUAAAUGUGUUGGAAACAAAAAUCGCUGGCUUUUCCUACAAAUUCAAGUGCAUCCCCAGGGGCUUCGCAGUGGAAGUGACAAUCGUGUCAAGUGUGAAUUCGGAAAUUGAUGUGCCCAAUUGUGCGACGGCAUUCACUGCCUUUUUGGUGGAAGUGUAUCAUUAAUACAAGGCGAAUCCUCGGGCUGGCGAUCGUUUUCCCGAGUAAUGAGCUGAAUGAAAUAAUUUAAUUCAGUUCGAUUCGAUCCACCUGUGCAUGCGCGAAUAGUUACGUCUGGCGAGUUUGGAUGCGGCGUUUGACUGACGGUUAUUUGUUUCAUUCCUGCUAGAAGAAGGCUCUCGGGAGGAAGUUCGACAAUCGUAGGAUCAGUUUAACUUAAGCAGCACCGCACGGCUGACACGUGAUUUUUUUUCUUUGGUUUUCUUCAUCGGAAGGACAGCAGAUCAAAAACAAACUUAGCGUCUACAUAGGAUGGUAGAAAGUGAAACCGAUUCCAGUAAUUCAAAGUAUACCGAUGUAAAAGACGAGAGGCUAGCAAACGGCGUCGGUUCCAAAGAGCAGCCCAGCAGCAAGGUUGACCAACUCCGCCAGACCGCGCUGCAGAUUGCGACCAAGACCCAGCCCCCGCACCUAGCCGACUCGAAGAAGGGCUCGCUCGAUCCGGAGCGGGGCUACGGCAGCAAGGCUGACUUCGAGCAGGCGAUAGAGCUCACUGGUUAUGGCAGAUUUCACUACAUCCUACUAGCAAUAUGCGGUCUCGUGAGCACCAGCGAGGAGAUGGACGUCAUCUCGAUGUCCUUCAUCCUGCCGUCGGCUCAGUGCGAUCUCGAUCUGAAUACUCAGUCCAAAGGAUGGCUCAAUUCGAUUAUCUUCAUUGGCAUGAUGGUUGGAGCUUAUGUCUGGGGAAGCGUUGCCGACUCGCUGGGUAGGAAGAAGGUGCUGAUCGUCAUCUCGAUCAUGAACGCCUUCUGCAUCGUCGCGUCCUCGUUCUCACAGUCCUAUGAGGUGUUUAUGGUGUUCCGCUUCCUCAACGGUGCUGCACUUGGUGGUAGUGGACCUGUGAUAUGGUCCUAUUUUGCAGAGUUCCAACCUAAAGCCAAACGAGGAUCCAUGUUGAGCUUCAUGGCAGCUUUCUGGACGAUAGGAAACCUUCUUGUCGCCGGACUGGCAUGGCUUAUCAUUCCUAGCAAUAUUGGCAUUCACACCGCUGGCUUCACCUUCAACUCUUGGCGUAUUUUCCUUAUGGUGUGUUCGAUCCCGUCGUUCAUCGUGGCUGGACUGCUCCUCUAUCUACCGGAAUCUCCCAAGUUUCUGCUAUCGCAGGGUAAAUUUGAGGAGGCACUUGCCAUCUUCCGCGGUAUUUACGUUACAAAUACGGGUAAAGCGGCUGCCCUGUACCCGGUGAAGGAGCUGGUGCUCGAUGAUAAACUAAUGAACGAACUGGAAGAAGUCAAGAAACCCAUCAAAAACAAGUACAAGCGCAUGUUGUACAACAUCUUGGACAACAGUCGUCAGCUGUUCAGAUCUCCGAUUCUCAAGUUUACCAUCAUUUCCAUCACGAUCAAUCUCACAUUCCACAUCGGUUACUACGGACUGAUGAUGUGGUUCCCGGAGCUGUUCAACCGCUUCGACGAAUUCACCCGUGCACAUCCAGAUGUUGAAGAAGCCUCCGUAUGUCAGGUCACAAACUACGUAGUCAGUCUAGGGUCGCACUCCGAUGCAGGAGUCUGUUCGGCAUCGAUUCCAAGCUCAGUCUUCUUGGAAUCGUUGAUUACGGUCGCCGCCGCACUUCCAGCCAACGUUUUUGCCGUUUUGGGAAUGGACAAAUUGGGCAGAAAAUUCUUCCUCGUGUUCAGUACCAUGUCGGCCGGAAUGUGCUCGGCUUCCAUGUACUUCGUAACGAACAAGCACCAGAAUCUAGCCGUGUCGGCCGUCUUCAGCGGUGUGAUUUCGAUGGGUAACGCAUCGCUCGACUGUCUCAUAACUGAAGUUUUCCCAACGAAUUUGAGAGCAACGGGUGUAGCCAUAUCGAUGAUUGCAGCACGUUUCGGAGGUAUUCUCGGCAACGUGGUAAUAGCCACGUUACUGGACAUGUACUGUCCUGCGCCAACCUUCAUCGUGGCCGUAUUGCUGGCAAGCGGUGGACUGAUGUGCCUCUUUUUACCUAACACUACGCGAACAGCACUGUCGUAGAAAGCUGACGCGCACCUUUUCAUGUAGACCAACUCGUAGUGAACUAAACAUCUUUCCAUUUUCAAAGAGUUGCCUUUUUCUCCUUCACAAAUUGUAUGCGACUAUCAAUUUUUAUUUAAUUUUAUCUUAAUUCGUAUCUUCAAAACUGUAUGUCCUUCUUAAAUCUUUCAAUCUCAAAACAAAAGAUCUUGAAGUCGAUGAAUUUAACCUAGGUUUAAGAGCAAUUGUUGUAAAAAGAAUAAAAAUAGCCAGAAAUAUAAAUUACGAAAACUAUUGUUAAAUUGAAUAAUUGCAUAACUUGUAAUAUUUUUUAAUCCGUUGUUCGAAUUGUGAAAUCAAGCAAUAGCAACUUGACUUAAAAAUAUGAAGGAUGAAUAUGUGUAACUUCAGUAAAUUAAAUAAAAUGCAAUAAUAAUUUAA